Cornus florida is the source of this 762-nucleotide messenger RNA. Its product is annotated as calcium-binding protein KRP1-like. The record is from RefSeq and is a predicted model, not a curated record. Gene Ontology annotation, molecular function: calcium ion binding. The coding region runs from base 163 to 537 and encodes 124 amino acids. The transcript has a single exon. NCBI's taxonomy places the organism in Eukaryota, Viridiplantae, Streptophyta, Magnoliopsida, Cornales, Cornaceae.
GUCUGUAAGAACCAAAGCCGACCGUCAUUAUCUGUCUGUACAUGGGUUGUCGUCAAUUUGAGCUCCCCUAACUCCUAUCCCCUUAUAUUAAUCUCUCCUGUACCUCCCCCAAGACCAUCCCCACCACCAUCUCUCUCUCUAAAAAGAUUAUAAUCUCAAGAAAUGGCAGGGAGAAAGGGUACCGCUGGUGAGUUUGAAGAUUUGCUGCCGAUGAUGGCCGAUAAGUUGGGGGGAGAGGGUCUGAUAAGAGAGCUGUGUAAUGGGUUUCGAUUGUUGAUGGACAGAGACAAAGGACUGAUCACUUUUGAGAGCUUGAAGAAGAACUCUGCUCUUCUUGGGUUGCAGGAUUUGGGAGACGAAGAGCUGAUGAGCAUGGUGAGGGAAGGCGAUACGGACGGUGACGGGGCGCUCAAUCAGAUGGAGUUUUGUGUUCUGAUGUUCAGAUUGAGUCCUGAUCUGAUGAAGGAGUCUGAGGCUUGGCUUCAACAUGCUAUGCAACAGGAACUCCAUAGUUCUUGGUGUGACGGGAAAUCAUAGUCACAAUGGUCGCACUAACUGUUACUAAGAAGGAAUAGGAACGUUGUUUUUGAUUUGGAAAUUGAUUUUUAUCUUUUUGCACGUUGUUCCUUCUUCAAUUGAUUUGUUUUUGUUUUGGAAAAUAACAUUUUGAGUUUUAUUGGUUUUGUUCAUGUUGAAACAGAGACGAGAAUAUAUGGUCAUGUACUGAAAUAAAAUAAGUGGGUUUUUUAAUUUCUCUUCUUC